UUCUUUCCUUAGUAGACAGAUUUUCAAUUGUUAAAUUAUCAAUUUGGUAUGUCUUCGAUCCCCAUCGAUCGUCCUCCUUGACAAUUAACAGUUUAGUCUCACUAAUGCUAUUGUUUGUCAAAAAUAUCAACUUGGGAUGAAAAAAGGUUGAAGGACCAAAAAGAAAAAUCCCUACGAUUUAUGGGCAAACAUGGAGUGCAGUUUAAUAAACCCCGACGGCAUAUCUCGGCUUCGUUCCGUCGUUGCAAGAGUGGGAAGGUGCAGGGUUCCCAAACUUGCGGAAUUGCAGAGAGCUUUUUCAGAAUCAAUGGCGGCGAACAAACUUAACCCAUAAAGCCCAGCCUCCUCCUCCCCUCCUGCCGCUUGCCUCCGCCCUCUCUCUCUCUCUGUCUCUCUCUCCCCUUACCUACAUUAGGACCCAAUUCACACUUUUUCUCAAAUUUCUCAUCUCUGUACCGAUGGAGCAUUCACUAUACAACACCCACGUAAAACUCUUGGCCUUCGACCUCAACUCUCUCACCCAAACCUCCUCCUCCUCCUCGGACCCAAUCUCCUUCUCCCGCAACGGCGCUCUCCUCUCCCGCGCUGAGACCGUCGGCACCGUCACCUCUCACUACCUCAAACCCAACAAGUUCCUCAGGUUCACCAUCGACGACGGCACCGGCUGCGUCAGCUGCAUUCUCUGGCUCAACCAGCUCUCCUCCCCCUACUUCUCCCGCCGCAGCCCGCCAGAUGUUCGACUUAUUGCCCAAAACGCAAUGCGCUUCGCUGCCGAGAUUAAGCUCGGCGUGGUGGCCAGAGUGCGCGGGAAGAUCACCAGCUACAGGGGCGUUACGCAAAUCACGGUGUCGGACGUCGUGAUCGAGAGAGACCCCAACGUGGAGAUGUUGCACUGGUUGGACUGCAUCAGGUUGGCUCGAAAAGUUUACAACAUCGAUCGUUCCUCAUUCAAAUAAAUAGAAUUUAAUUUGGUGGAAUUGGGGUUUUGGUUUCAAUUAUUGUUGCACUUUGCUAUUCCUAAACCUAAACAAUAUCUCCUUCAGAAUUAGGCAAGUUGGCUAGAUCAGCGCGCUCCUCCUCUAAAAGCUUGAAUCCCGUUCUUUUUCCGGCCCUGUACUUGUAAUGUAAGUUUCCUUUGGGGUGGAGAUAACAUACACAUUCCGUCGUAAACGAGGUUUAUUCCAGUUAAA
This is a messenger RNA of Pyrus x bretschneideri (Chinese white pear), 1190 nucleotides long. RefSeq names its product CST complex subunit STN1. Gene Ontology annotation, molecular function: nucleic acid binding. Lineage: Eukaryota; Viridiplantae; Streptophyta; Magnoliopsida; Rosales; Rosaceae. The transcript has a single exon. Gene Ontology annotation, biological process: DNA replication; double-strand break repair via homologous recombination; nucleotide-excision repair. Gene Ontology annotation, cellular component: DNA replication factor A complex; chromosome, telomeric region; site of double-strand break. The record is from RefSeq and is a predicted model, not a curated record. Bases 459 to 956 code for a protein of 165 amino acids.